Molecule: messenger RNA, 524 nt
Organism: Pararge aegeria (speckled wood butterfly)
Lineage: Eukaryota; Metazoa; Arthropoda; Insecta; Lepidoptera; Nymphalidae
Product: keratin, type II cytoskeletal 2 epidermal-like
Exons: 2
Coding region: 16-438 (140 amino acids)
Source: RefSeq, a predicted model, not a curated record
UGGUAGACAUCAACAAUGGCUCAAAUUAGUUUAUUCAUCGCUCUAGUAGUUUUAGUAGCAGUCAGUGACGCAGCACUGAGAGUGCAACGUUCACCCCAAUUCUCUGGUGCGUCUGCGUCAGCUGGCUCUGGAGGAUUUGGCAGACCUGGAUUCGGCGGCUCAGGAGGAUUUGGUGGCUCAGGAGGAUUCGGCAGGCCCGGUUUCGGUGGGCAUGGGGGAUUUCAACAGCCUAGAGGAUUCGGUCAAGGUGGUUUCGGUCAAGGUGGUUUCGGUCAGCAGGGCGGAUUCGGUGGCGGAAGUUUUGGACGUCCCGGCUUCGGGAACAGUCACCUAAGGCAGCCUCCUUCUAUCAACAUUGCGAAGAGUGUCAGUAUUAAUGCGGGACGCAGUGGUGGGGGCAUUUCAAGAGCUAGUUCUGGAUCAUUUGGCGGGAAGUAGUGGAGUGAAAUUAAACUUCUAGUUUUGUAUGAGUAUUAUGAGUAUCUGUAAACUGAUAUUGACAAUAAAUAUUAAGGUACAGUCCG